Fundulus heteroclitus (mummichog) is the source of this 1707-nucleotide messenger RNA. RefSeq names its product RAD23 homolog B, nucleotide excision repair protein (gene rad23b). Gene Ontology annotation, cellular component: cytosol; nucleoplasm. The transcript has 10 exons. Gene Ontology annotation, molecular function: damaged DNA binding; ubiquitin binding; polyubiquitin modification-dependent protein binding. Gene Ontology annotation, biological process: proteasome-mediated ubiquitin-dependent protein catabolic process; nucleotide-excision repair. Bases 147 to 1310 code for a protein of 387 amino acids. The record is from RefSeq and is a predicted model, not a curated record. Lineage: Eukaryota; Metazoa; Chordata; Actinopteri; Cyprinodontiformes; Fundulidae.
AAACCCACGAAGAAGAAAACCGAAUAGUCAUGGCGGCUGACAGUUUGUGAUGAGCCGACGAAAAAAGAAAAACAAGCAGUAAAGAGUCUUCCAAGUUGGAUUGAGUAGGUUUAAACCAGUCUAGUGGAUAAAGCUCGGCCGACAACAUGCUGGUGACGUUGAAGACUUUACAGCAGCAGACCUUUAAAAUUGACAUCGAUGAGGAGGAGACGGUAAAAACGUUAAAAGAGAGGAUUGAACAGGAGAAGGGGAAGGAGAAUUUUUCUGUUGCCGGACAGAAACUGAUCUAUGCUGGUAAAAUCCUAAACGAUGACACGCUUCUCAAAGAGUACAACAUCGAUGAGAAGAACUUUGUGGUGGUCAUGGUGACAAAGCCCAAAGCGGCUGCAGCCACCACACAAGCGGCAGCCGCUUCAGCUGCCAGCAGCGCCGCUCCCGCAGCGCCUCCUGGGGCUCCGACCAGCGCAGACAAGCCGGCAGAGUCGGCGUCCGGGGACAGCAAGCCGGAGGCCAAGCCAGAGGAGAAACCAUCUCCGACUGCUGAGCCGUCCUCCACCACUAGUGGCAGUAGUGGGAGCUCUGAGUCGUCAUCGAGCUCAAACCUGAUCAGUGAAGCUGUUUCAACUCUUGUGACAGGUUCGUCGUAUGAUGCCAUGGUGAACGAGAUGAUGCUCCUGGGCUACGGGAGAGAGGAAGUGGUGUCAGCUCUGAGAGCGAGCUUCAACAACCCCGACAGAGCUAUGGAAUACCUGCUCUCGGGUAUGCCGACCAGAGAUCAGGGUCCUGUCGCAAGACCUGACGCCACAGCGCCUCCAGCGAGCGGAACACCAGCCGCUCCUUCUGGAGGUGUCAGCUCUCCUGCCGACACCGCAUCGUCACCGAGCGCUGCAGCAGGCGGCAAUCCGUUGAGCUUCCUCAGAAAUCAGCCUCAGUUCCAGGUGAUGCGGCAGCUGAUUCAGCAGAAUCCUGCCCUGCUGCCCUCGUUGCUGCAGGAGAUCGGCAGGGAGAACCCGGAGCUGCUGCAGGAGAUCAGCAGCCACCAAGAACAGUUCAUCCAGAUGCUGAACGAUCCUAAUCCAGACCCGGUGCCAGCAGGCGGCGGAGGAGGAGCUGGAGGGGUGGGGGGUGGCACACCUGGCGGGGGUCAGACGAGCUACAUCCAGGUCACGCCUCAGGAGAAAGAAGCCAUCGAGAGGCUAAAAGCCUUGGGUUUUCCAGAAGGACUCGUCAUCCAAGCCUACUUCGCCUGCGAUAAGAACGAGAACUUGGCGGCCAACUUCCUUUUACAACAGAACUUUGACGACGAUUAAAGGAACCGCUUUUAGUUGUUUUCACCCUUCUCCCUCCACUGUUCAGUUGCUCGUGUUCACUAUAUAUGCAAACAAGCCUUUUCCAAAGUGUAUUUUAUUCACCAGUUCCAAAUCGAAGUUUCAUGAUGACACUGGAUGAUUCUCUGUUGGCGGCUGCUGUUAACAGGAUAAAAUGGAGUAAUUAAAAUCCGAUACUUUUUGCAUCAGAGCUCGCCCAUGUGCCUUUUGUUUUCCUACUUAAGAGCAAUGUUUUUUCGCAGAAAUAAGGGUAAAUCUCAGAGUAUGAAUUGGCUCCUUGGGGGAAGAAAUUAAAUCGGAACCAAACAAGCAACUUGUGUUACCUUUGUUCUGUCGUUCUUUAUGUUUACACCAUUAAACAUGUUAAUCUUUACCAAAA